Messenger RNA from Anopheles aquasalis, 1165 nucleotides. RefSeq names its product trypsin-2-like. Gene Ontology annotation, molecular function: serine-type endopeptidase activity. The record is from RefSeq and is a predicted model, not a curated record. NCBI's taxonomy places the organism in Eukaryota, Metazoa, Arthropoda, Insecta, Diptera, Culicidae. Gene Ontology annotation, biological process: proteolysis.
CCCGGAGCGAUACGGAGCGAUAAGAACCGCUGGGAGGGGGGGGGAGGAGGAAACCACCACGACGUCGACUGUUGCAAGCCGGACGGCGCACGGCCACCGCGGGCCGAGUGCCGUGUUCAGUCGAGUUUCGCUCUAUCAGGUUCAUCCCAAAGUAAAGAGCAUAAAAUGGCGUCAAUCGGCAAACUAUCAACUGUCACCCGAACCGGAGCGUGGAUGCUGUUCGCCCUGCACGCCAUCCUGCUCUGCGGCGCACCUGCGUGUCAAGCGGCUGAUCCACGAAUCGUCGGAGGAUUCGUGGCGGACGGAGCCAGCACUAGGCAUCAGGUAUCGGUGCGCAGCAAAUCGAGCGAUGUGCUGUCGUUCGGCCGCGGUCACAUCUGCGGUGGUAGCCUGAUCAAUCUUGGCACGGUGCUCACGGCGGCCCACUGCCUGGUGGAUGAUCGCGAUCGGCCCCGCCCGGCCAGCUACUUCCGGGUGGUCGGUGGUAGCACGGCGCGCAGCACCCAAAACACCAACACCUUCGUGUCGGACGUCAAGCGGAACGUCGUGCACGGGAACUACCGGGCGAGCGGAUUCCUCAACGACAUCGGUUUGCUCAUCCUAUCGAAGCAGGUGGGCGCCAACCAUCCCACGCUGCAGCCGAUCCCGCUGGCGAGCCGUGUUCCCCCGAACGGUACCCUCUGUCAGACGAGCGGUUGGGGCAGCACCUCCUUCGGUGGCCCAUCGACCGAGCAGCUGAUGGCGGUCAAUGUGUCAAUCAUUGCCACGAGUAUGUGUAACGCACCGGACAGCUACGGUGGUACGGUCGGUUACGGGAUGCUGUGUGCCGGUGUCUGGACCGGUGGCAAGGACGCCUGCCAGGGCGAUUCGGGUGGACCGCUCGUCUGUGACCGCCUGCUCGUCGGUAUCGUAUCGCACGGGAUCGAGUGUGCCCGCCCGAGGCAACCGGGCGUCUACGCUGAUGUCGCGACGUACCGGGACUGGAUUGCUAGGAAUGGAACCGGCACCGUACGCGCCGCCACCUGGUGGUGCCUGCUGGUGGCACUCGUCACGUUCCUCGGCCGUCGCUGAUGGUACCGUUUUCCCCCCCUUUCCGGGUGCUUGUAUCCUCUUGUAAUCCCAAAUAAACAUUCACAAGCUCGUGCUUGAGAACCGACACAUAGUA